UGUUUUGCGGCCGACGACGACUUUGUGUUGCUUCAAGCUGUGAACCGCUGCUUGCUAGCUGCCACAUCGCCAACAUGAAUAUCUCACAACCCGUGUCGUCGCAAAUUGGCGGCGUCGAGUUCGCCUUCCUACCGUCGGAUGAGAUUCGCGCCUUGUCCGUCAAGCGCAUCACCAACCCUACCACAUUCGAUACCCUUUUGAACCCCGUCCCCGGUGGUCUCUACGAUGCUGCUCUUGGAAACUUCGGCGACAACUCAUGUACCACCUGCAACCUGAAGUUUGGCUGUCCUGGCCACUGCGGUCACGUCGAGCUCCCUGUCCAUGUCUACAACCCUACUUUUAUGGACCAGUGUUUGCGUCUGCUUCGCGCAAAAUGUAUCUACUGCCACAAGCUGAAGAUGUCUCGUGUUGAGGUCAACCGCUUCGUCUGCAAGCUUACCCUGGUCAAGUACGGCCUGCUGAAGGAGUGCUACGAUGUCGACGAAAUCACCCUCGCCAACGAUUCCACCUCAAAGGCCGACAAGGACGACUCGGAUGAUGAGCAGGACGCCGACACCAAGGGCAUCAUCGCUCGUAGAAACGCCUUCGUCAAGAACGCCAUCAAGCAGGCUGGUUUCAGCAAGAAGCGCAAUGACUGGGCCGACACCAAAAUCGAAGCCGUCGCAAACGAGAGACGCGCCAUCGUCAAGGAGUUCCUUUACUCAAUCACGAAGAGCAAGAAGUGCAACAACUGCAACGGUAUCUGUCCUACCUACAGAAAGGACCGUUUUGUCAAGAUCUUCAGAAAGCCCUUGUCGGAGAAGGAUAGAAUCGCCAUGGUUCAAGGAGGCUUCAAGGCUCAAGAUCCUCUGCUCUUGAUGAAGAAGAAGCGUGAGGCACAAGCCAAGAAGCAAGGUCUGGCUCAGGACGAGGCUGUGGCCGACCUGGAGGACUCGCCCGCAGAAUCAGAAGGAGAAGGAGAUGACAUCUCAAUGCUCGACAUUGAGCAAGAAGUUGCCGGAGGAAACGCUCUCGAGACCGAGACAGCGACCAAGACCUCGAAAUCCGACAAGGAGGAGAAGCAGAGCUACCUGAACGCAGGUCAAGUGCAUGCGCAUCUCGUCCAGCUGUUCGAGCAAGACGCAGAGGUCCUCGGCAUGAUCUACACUCCUCGUUCCAAGGGUCGCAGAGGCGCUCCUCUGAGCGCAGAGAUGUUUUUCAUCAAGGACUUGAUUGUUCCUCCCAACAGAUUCAGACCUGAAGCCAGAACUGGCGCUGACGAGAUCGCCGAAGCCCAAGAGAACUCUCUCUACAAGAACAUCAUCAAUGUUUGCGACCAGAUGACACAAAUUCACAAGGAGCUCAACGGUCAACUACAAAACGAGUACGCCAGACGCCCAAGAAACUACGCCGACUUCCAGGAUGCUUGGAUUCGUCUUCAAGAUGGUGUCAACUCUCUUCUGGACCGCGACCGCAACCCCGUACAAGGAGGCGCUGGCAAGAGAAAUGAGGACGGUAUCAAGCAGCGUCUGGAAAAGAAGGAAGGUCUGUUCAGAAAGAACAUGAUGGGAAAGCGUGUCAACUUCGCUGCCCGUACCGUCAUCUCUCCCGACCCGAACAUCGAGACCAACGAGAUUGGUGUCCCGCCGGUUUUUGCUCUGAAGUUGACCUACCCGGAACCUGUCAAUGAUCACAACUACAACGACCUCAGACAAGCCGUCAUCAAUGGUCCUUACGUCUGGCCCGGCGCUAUGGCCAUUGAGAACGAGAACGGCCAAGUCAUCAACCUGCAAAUCAAGAACCUCGAGGAGCGUACUGCUCUGGCCAACCAACUUCAGGCUCCUUCAAGCACCAACGUGAGCGGUGUAAAGGCCAAGAAGGUACAUCGCCAUCUGAACAACGGUGAUAUUGUCAUCAUGAACAGACAGCCCACCCUUCACAAGCCUUCCAUGAUGUGUCAUAGAGCCCGCGUUCUGCCUGGUGAGAAGACUCUGCGUAUGCACUACGCCAACUGUAACACCUACAACGCCGAUUUCGAUGGUGAUGAGAUGAACUUGCAUUUCCCGCAGAACGAGCUUGCCAGAUCAGAGGCCAUCAGUAUCGCUGACAAUGACCAUCAAUACUUGUCGGGAACUGCUGGUAAACCUCUUCGUGGUCUGAUUCAAGAUCAUAUUUCCAUGGGUGUCUGGUUGACCAACCGUGAUACCUUCUUCAAUCGUGAAGACUACCACCAGCUGCUUUACGCUGGUCUCAGACCAGAGAACAACCACACCACCUCAGGACGUGUCGAGACUGUACCGCCUGCCAUCAGAAAGCCUCGCCCGCUGUGGACUGGUAAGCAGGUUGUCUCAUCCGUCUUGAAGAACCUCACCCCCGAAGACUUCCCCGGUCUUACCAUGACUUCAAAGUCUACCACAGCAGCUAAGCAAUGGGGUACCAACUCAGAAGAACAGAUUGUCAUCUUCAAAGAUGGUGAGUUGCUGUGUGGUAUCCUGGACAAGGCUCAAAUCGGCCCCAGUGGUGGAGGUGUUGUCAACGCUAUCUACGAGGCUUACGGACACACCAUCGCUGGAAAGCUGAUGAGUGUUCUCGGUCGUUUGUUGACUAAGAUGCUUCACAUGCGUGCAUUCUCAUGUGGUGUUGAGGAUCUGAUCUUCACCCCAGAAGGCGAGAGCCUGCGAAGAGAAGCACUCAGCAAAUCAUACGACUCCGGCAUCAAGGUCGCUGCCAAGUACGUCUCAUUGCAGACUGAAAAUCCAAGCACGAACGAUCCCGAGCUGCGCAGACGUCUCGAGCAAGUUCUCCGUGAUGACAGCAAGCAAGCUGGUCUCGAUACAGUAAUGAGCACAGCCAACAGUGAGGUCUCAGGUAACGUGACAAGCACUUGCUUGCCUGCUGCUUUGGUCAAGCCUUUCCCCAAAAACCAAAUGCAAGCCAUGACAGGGUCUGGAGCCAAGGGUUCCGGUGUCAACGCCAACCAGAUUUCUUGUAACCUUGGUCAACAGGUUCUGGAAGGUCGCAGAGUUCCUGUCAUGGUUAGUGGUAAGACUUUGCCUUGCUUCAAGCCUUUCGAGACAAGCGUCAGAGCUGGUGGUUACAUUGUCGACCGUUUCUUGACUGGUGUAAGACCUCAAGAAUACUACUUCCACGCCAUGGCUGGAAGAGAAGGUCUGAUUGAUACUGCUGUCAAGACUUCCAGAUCCGGUUAUCUGCAGAGAUGUUUGAUCAAGGGUAUGGAGGGCCUCAAGUCUGAGUACGAUACCACCGUCCGCGACGCAGAUGGAUCGAUCAUUCAGUUCAUCUACGGUGAGGACGGUCUGGACAUUGGCAAGGCCAAGUAUCUCUCUGACUUCAAGUUCAUUGCUGAGAACCACAUGUCUAUGUUCCACAACCUUGGCAUCAAGUCUGAGUUUGGCCGCAUCAUGAGCGUCGAGGCUUCUGAGUACAACAAGAACGCCGAGAAGAAGUACAGAAAGACUGGUGACCUUGGAGCUAGCGACCCUGCCCUGUCCAUCUACUCGCCUGCCCGCUUCGCCGGUAGCACUUCCGAGAAACUCAUGCGCGACGCCAAGAAGUACAUCGAUGAGAACCCUGACAAGCUUAUCAAGGACAAGAAGCGCAACAUCGAGGGCGUUUCUGGUCUCACCAAGAAGAGUCUCCAGGCCAUUAUUGACGUCAGAUACCUCAAGUCAAUUGUCGAGCCCGGAGAGGCUGUCGGUGUCGUCGCUGGUCAGUCAGUUGGUGAGCCCUCGACACAGAUGACACUGAACACCUUCCAUUUGGCUGGUCACGCUGCCAAGAACGUCACGCUUGGUAUUCCUCGUCUUCGUGAGAUUGUCAUGACUGCCAGUGCUACCAUCGCUACGCCCAACAUGACUCUGCAUGUCAACCCUGAAGUUCCUAAGCAAGAGAGCGAGCAAUUCGCCAAGGGCAUCAGCAGACUUAGUCUCGCCGAGGUUCUUGACAAGGUUUCUGUGACUGAGAGGAUUGGAAGAGGUGUCGCCUACGAGCAGGCCAAGUCCUACACCGUCCGCCUGCAGCUGUUCCCUUCAGACGAAUACACCAAGGAAUAUGCUAUCACGGUUGAGGAUGUUGCUCGCACCAUCGAAACCAAGCUAUUGCCCAGACUCCAGAGCGUUAUUCGUAAGGAACUCAAGAAGAAGGGUGACCAGAAGACCCUGAAGAAGUCUGAUGCCAUGCCCGAAAUCGGCGAGUCCGCUGGCACAAUCGAACAAGAGGUCGGUCGCCCUGAGGGUGAGCGCGAGGGCGGUGACGACGACUCCGACAACGAAGGCGACGAUGAUGCCACUCGCGACAAGGCCAAGUCAAACAAGACUCAAGGUGGUUAUGACGCUCCCGACGACGACGAGGAAGCUAUCGUGGCUCGUGGUCGCCGCGAGACGACGCCGGAGGAGGAACAAGAGGACGAAGGCUUCGUUGGUAGCCCCAAUACCUCCGACGACUCCGACUCAGAAAUGGAGGACGCAGAAGCGAACAUCAAAAAGGUUGCCUACAGCUCGAAGGAACGUGAAGAGCGUAUUAAGGGCAACAAGUACACCAACGAUGUUUCCGCCUUCAAGUUCGACGACAAGACUGGCGCCUCGUGUACUUUCACUAUUGAGUACGCUGCAGAGACCGCCAAACUUCUCAUGCUCAAUCUGGUUGAAAACUGCACCAGGGAUGCACUUAUCCAAUCUAUCCCCGGUCUUGGUGCCUGUGAUCUAGCACAAGAAAAGUUCAUGGACCCUAGCACCGGUAAGGAGAGUGAGGUUGAUGUGAUUACCACCGAUGGUGAGAACCUUUUGGCCAUGCGCAACCACCAGAACGUGUUGAACCCCAACCGUUUCUUCACCAAUGACAUUGCCGCUAUGCUCCGCUUGUAUGGUGUGGAGGCCUGUCGCGCGUCCAUCGUGCGCGAGGUGUCAGCCGUCUUCGGUGGUCACGGUAUCAGUGUCGAUCAGCGCCACUUGAACCUCAUUGCCGACUACAUGACACGUGGUGGUGGCUACCAGGCCUUCUCGCGUCAAGGUAUCAAAGGUAACACAUCACCCUUCAUGAAGAUGAGUUUCGAGACCACUGUUGGCUUCCUUCGCGACGCUGUCAUGGAGGAGGACUUUGACGACCUCAGCGGUCCCUCCGGCCGUAUCGUCGUUGGCAAGAUUGGAAGAAUCGGUACCGGUGGCUUCGAUGUUAUGAUGCCCGUUCUGCAGGUUUCAAAUCUUCCUCAGGAAGAUGCGGAGGAAAACGGCGAUGUCAUGGCCGUUGACAGCGAGAGCGAGGAGGAAAGUGACGAUGAGUAGACUUGUUGUGUUUGCACAAAAAAGCUGGAAAUGUGGUGUUGUCUUUGGGAGGGUCUUGAUUUGCAUUUGAGAUGUUAUUAGCCAUGGUGUUUUCUGAUUGUUGUUUAGAGUAGG
Messenger RNA from Aureobasidium pullulans EXF-150, 5393 nucleotides. RefSeq names its product beta and beta-prime subunits of DNA dependent RNA-polymerase. Gene Ontology annotation, cellular component: RNA polymerase I complex. Gene Ontology annotation, molecular function: DNA binding; DNA-directed RNA polymerase activity. The record is from RefSeq and is a predicted model, not a curated record. Lineage: Eukaryota; Fungi; Ascomycota; Dothideomycetes; Dothideales; Saccotheciaceae. The transcript has 2 exons. Gene Ontology annotation, biological process: DNA-templated transcription. The coding region runs from base 75 to 5279 and encodes 1734 amino acids.